AUGGCGUUCAAGUUUCCUGUCUGGUCAGGCUUCAAUUUCACGUCGACGCUGCAUAGUUCUGUUCCGGCAUCACUGAAGCCGGAGAAUCAGACUCUGCCUGAGGGACUUGUCAUCUGCAUCACAGGCGCCAGUCGAGGCAUCGGAGCUGAGAUCGCAAAGAUGUUUGCCGAAACAGGCGCAGCAGGCCUUGUUCUCACUGCACGAACGAGGGAAGCAUUGAAAGACACGGCUGAAACCUGUUCUCGUCUUGCACGAAACAAGGCGCUGAAGAUCUCCACUGUCGCGAUGGUCGUCGACUCCGAGGAGGAUGUCAAACGUCUCGCCAGCCACAUCCACGAUGAAUUCAACGGCCGUCUCGACGUCCUGAUCAACAACGCGGGCCUCGUCUCCACAGACCCCACCGCCUUCUCCAAAAUCGAAGACAUGAACCUCAGCCAAGUCCAAGACAUCAUGAACGUGAACUACACCGGGCGCUUCCUCACGACGAAGUACCUCCUCCCCAUACUCAAAACCUCCACAGCGAAGACCAUCGUCGACGUCUCCAGUAUCGGCUCGCAUUUCACCGGCGGGGGACCCGUGGCGUACAAUAUCUCUGCUUUGGCGGGGAAUCGAUUGACGGAGUGGAUUGCGGAUACGUAUGGAUCUGAGGGUGUGGUGUGUUAUAGCGUGCACCCGGGCAUGGUGGGGAAUGCGAAGCCGCCGCCGGGGAUGCCGGCGGAGGUGAAUGACAAGUGUGGUGAUGAGGCCGAUUUGUGUGGGGCGUUUUUGGUGUGGUUGUUGAGGGAGAGGCCGGAGUGGUUGAGUGGGAGGUAUUUGAGCGCGACGUGGGAUGUGGAGGAGUUGGUGGCGAGGAGGGAGGAGAUUUUUGGGAGGGAUAUGUUGAAGAUGAGGAUGGUUGUUUGA
This is a messenger RNA of Zasmidium cellare ATCC 36951, 903 nucleotides long. RefSeq lists its product as uncharacterized. The transcript has a single exon. NCBI's taxonomy places the organism in Eukaryota, Fungi, Ascomycota, Dothideomycetes, Mycosphaerellales, Mycosphaerellaceae. Gene Ontology annotation, molecular function: oxidoreductase activity, acting on the CH-OH group of donors, NAD or NADP as acceptor. The coding region runs from base 1 to 903 and encodes 300 amino acids. The record is from RefSeq and is a predicted model, not a curated record.